Molecule: messenger RNA, 225 nt
Organism: Knipowitschia caucasica
Lineage: Eukaryota; Metazoa; Chordata; Actinopteri; Gobiiformes; Gobiidae
Source: the annotation of a GenBank genome assembly
AUGAGGAUUGUCCGCUCGGAGAUGCUGCGGCUGCUCCUGACUCCGCUGCCCAUGUGCCGGACACCAGUGGCUGCUUCAUCCCUCAGGCCAAAGCACGUUCUGUCACCUGGAUGCACAGACCAGGGCUGGUCCAGACAGAAGCAGAGGGGUGGGCGCGCUGAGGGGAGCAGGGUCCCGCCCGUUUGUCUGUCUCUCCUCACUCUGUCCAAGUACACCUCCUCCUGA